Beta vulgaris subsp. vulgaris (sugar beet) is the source of this 642-nucleotide messenger RNA. RefSeq lists its product as uncharacterized. The transcript is spliced from 2 exons. The record is from RefSeq and is a predicted model, not a curated record. Bases 1 to 642 code for a protein of 213 amino acids. NCBI's taxonomy places the organism in Eukaryota, Viridiplantae, Streptophyta, Magnoliopsida, Caryophyllales, Amaranthaceae.
AUGCUUGCGUACGGGGUAGCGGCGGGUUCACUUGACGAAUAUGUGCGAAUUAGUGAAAGCACAUCUCGAAUAACAUUGAUGAAAUUCACGAAGGGGGUUAACACAAAAUUUGGUGCGGAGUACUUAAGACGGCCUACUCCAGAUGAUUUCGCUAGACUACUCGAAUUCGCUGAAGAACAUGGAUUUCCGAGCAUAAUCGGCAGCAUAGAUCGUAUGCAUUGGGAAUGGAAAAAUUAUCCGUCGGCAUGGAAAGGACAAUAUCAAGGAAGAGCUGGUGUUGCUACUUUAGUUCUUGAAGCUGUUGCUGAUCGUGACUUAUCGACAUGCAUUCUUUCUUCGGAUACCAGGUUUGUGCAACGACCUAAAUGUUCUUCACUGAUCUCCUGUGCAACAUUCAUUCAUUCAGUUACAUGUCCUCAAACUCGGAAGGACAAGUUAUUUGCUCAACACCAAGAAGGAGCUCGAAAAGAUGUAGAGAGAGCAUUUGGAAAGUUGCAAUCUUGGUUUGCUAUAGUUCGUAGACUGUCCCUCGCAUGGGAUGAGGAAAUUCUCAAUGACAUCAUGUUAUCUUGCAUUAUAAUGCACAACAUGAUUGUGGAAGAUGAACGAGAUACAUAUGCACACUACACAGAUACUACCUAA